Saccharomyces eubayanus is the source of this 1413-nucleotide messenger RNA. RefSeq names its product Thp3p (gene THP3). The coding region runs from base 1 to 1413 and encodes 470 amino acids. Gene Ontology annotation, cellular component: nucleus. Lineage: Eukaryota; Fungi; Ascomycota; Saccharomycetes; Saccharomycetales; Saccharomycetaceae. The transcript has a single exon. The record is from RefSeq and is a predicted model, not a curated record.
AUGCAAAAUCCUUACGGCCAUUUUACUAACGAUACCACGGGGGACAGAAAGACAUCGUCUCAAACCGGGCUAUUUGGACAAAGUCUGAAUAGUCCUUUGGGUUACGCCAGAUCUUUUCCUUCUUUGACUUCUAAUAAUGAUAACUUUAAAGCCAACCAGCAAUCAUCGAUACCGUUGCCAGAACCACGUUUGCCUUGGAAUAACAUUAAUCAGGUGUCCAAUCCUUUGAUGGUAACACCGCUUCCUGGAUUACAUAAAAAUAUGCCUAAAAAUACUAAAAAGAAACUACCAAAGGUAUCCAAAAAGAUUCCGAACUCUUCUAACACCAUACCAAAUAAACUAGUGAGUAAUAGUACUACAGUGGGGAAAAGUACUUUUGGUUCGACAUCGGGAAGGAAAGCUGGAACGGAUGACAGUGCUGAAUUAGAAAGAAGAAAGAGAAGGGCUGAAAGAUUUAGUAAGGGCCCAUCAGCAACGACGAAUAGUAACGACAACUUGAAUGAAGAUUUUGCGAAUUUGAACGCAAUCAGCAGCAAGUCUCAUAAGUAUGAUAAAAAAAUACAUGUGGUGGGGCGUUGUCAAACUCUUGAAAAAUCAUAUUUGAGACUGACAUCGGAGCCCAAUCCAGAUUUGAUUAGGCCUCCAAACAUUUUGCAAAAAACGUAUUGUUUAUUGAUGGAGAAGUACCAAUCGAAAGCGGCCACGUAUACUUACCUUUGCGACCAAUUCAAAUCAAUGAGACAAGAUUUAAGGGUGCAGAUGAUUGAGAAUUCAUUUACUAUUAAAGUUUACCAAACGCAUGCACGAAUUGCCCUGGAGAACGGAGACCUUGGCGAAUUCAACCAAUGCCAGAAUAGAAUCAUGGCGUUGUUUGAAAACUCUACGAUACCGAAAAAAUCAUACUCGGAAUUUAUAUGUUAUUCUAUUUUGUAUUCAAUGUUAACUGAGGAUUAUCCAGCGAUUUCUCAGUUGAAACUGAAGUUGAUGGACGAUAACGCGUCGGAAAUCUUGGGGGAUGAGCAUGUCAAGAUAAUUUUCGAGUUGAGUAACAUGAAACUAGUCGGGAAUUAUCAUUAUUUUAUGAAAAGUUAUACGAAGCUGCACAAAUUCGAAAAAUGCCUGAUCAACUCAUUUUUAAAUCUGGAAAAAUUGAAAUUUUUGACCGUGAUUUGCAAGAGUUAUAAUCAAAUCAAUUUAGAUUUUAUUAAAAGUGAGUUUAGUUUCACCAGUAUAGAUGAAACAAUAAAUUUCUUGAGUGAGCAAAACUUGAUCGACUUCAUAGUAACUAAACAGAUUAGUGACACUAAUGGUAAAAUGAAAGAUAUCAAAAUUUUAAAUACGAAGGGUUGUAGGGUACAGUUGAUACAGAAUUUCAUGAAAUUCAAGAAGAUUGAUAUAAAGGGACAAAAAUAG